This is a messenger RNA of Cotesia glomerata, 757 nucleotides long. Its product is annotated as DET1- and DDB1-associated protein 1. NCBI's taxonomy places the organism in Eukaryota, Metazoa, Arthropoda, Insecta, Hymenoptera, Braconidae. The record is from RefSeq and is a predicted model, not a curated record. Gene Ontology annotation, cellular component: Cul4-RING E3 ubiquitin ligase complex. The transcript has 4 exons. Bases 137 to 454 code for a protein of 105 amino acids. Gene Ontology annotation, biological process: positive regulation of proteasomal ubiquitin-dependent protein catabolic process.
CAAAAAAGUUGCAUCAUUAAUCACCAGGAGAAAUUUUCAAGGCGAAAAUAAUUUUGUUUAUUAAUUGUUACUUUGAUAAGUAUUUAAUAUUGUUCAUUUAAUUGAAAGUAUUUUUUAAUUCUAAUUCACUGCAACUAUGUCUGUCUCAGAGUUUUUGAAAGGACUUCCGAGCCACGACGAAAAUAAUUUCGCUAAUUUUCAUACAGAUAACGGUAAUAGGACUUGUGUUAAAAGACCUUCUGUUUAUUUACCCACCAAGGAUUAUCCUUCAGAGCAAGUAAUUGUCACAGAAAAAACAACAAUUUUACUCCGUUUCCUUCAUCAACAAUGGGACAAAAAGAACGCUGAGCGAAAACGUGAUGUAUUAUCACCAAAUGGCGGCAGUGAUCAAUCUGAAGAUGUUACAGUCCGUCGCUGUAAGAGACCACGUCUUGAUCUCAACAAUACUCUUUAAUACACGAUUACCUCAUUUACAAAUCAACAAAAUAAUAAUCAAUAAUAAGUAAAUUCAUUUUAUUCACACACGCUACAUUCCAAAUACUGCGGCAUGUUACAUUUAAAUUAACUAUUCAUUUCAUUAUAUUAAAUUUUGCAAAAAAAAAAGAAAAAUAUUUUCAUAAACAUUGAUAUUAAUUCAAUUAUGAUUAAUAAUAAUAUUUAUGCGUACUCUAUUUGUAAUUAUGUGUAAUUGACAUUUGUGUGCAAUGCGUGUGAAAUUUUAAUGUCGCAUUACCAAUAAAUUUAAUUGUAAUUUUAA